AUGGCAUCAAAUAAUCAAUUUGUAACAUUUAAUAAUGGUCAAGAGUAUCCAAUUUUAGGAUUUGGUACAUGGAAGUCGAAACCUGGCGAAGUUGAAGAAGCAGUGAAAGUUGCAAUUGAUACAGGUUACAGACAUUUUGAUUGUGCAAUGUUUUAUGGAAAUGAAAAAGAAAUAGGAGAUGCUAUUAAUCAGAAAAUUGAUGAGGGUGUAGUAGUUCGUGAAGAUCUGUUCAUUACUAGUAAAUUAUGGAAUAUUUUUCAUCAGCCUGAUAUUGUUGAAAGUGUGUUAAAAAAAACUUUAUCAGAUUUACAAGUUGAAUACUUGGAUUUAUACUUAAUUCACUGGCCUAUGGCUUUCAAAGAGGGCGGAUUAAAUGAUGAUUUCAUUCCAAAAGACGAUGAUGGUGCUACAAUUGAAGGUAAUGGUUCGUAUAUUGAUACAUGGAAAGCAAUGGAAGAAUUGGUAGAAAAUGGCCUAACCAAAUCAAUAGGUGUAUCAAAUUUCAAUAAAAGACAAAUUCAAGAAAUAUUAGAUGUAGCUACCGUGAAACCUGUAAACAAUCAAGUUGAAUGCCAUCCGUAUUUAACCCAAAAAAAAUUAAAAGAAUUUUGUGACGAACACGAUAUAAUAUUAACUGCAUACAGUCCACUAGGAAGUCCAGAUAACCCAUGGAAAAAACCUGAAGACCCGACUCUCUUAGAAGAUCCGAAAAUUAUAGAAAUCGCAGACAAAUAUAAUAAGACUUCAGCUCAGAUAUUAAUAAAAUACCAAAUUCAAAGAGGAAUUAUGGUUAUUCCAAAAUCUGUAACUAAGAGUCGUAUUGAAUCCAACUUUGAGGUAUGGGACUUUGAACUUGAACAAGAGGAUAUCGAUCAAAUUGGUACAUUCGAUUGCAAUGGUCGUUUUGUGCACAUGAAGGGGAACAUGCAUUUUAAGGACUAUCCAUUCAUUGAUGAAUAUUGA
This is a messenger RNA of Macrosiphum euphorbiae (potato aphid), 963 nucleotides long. Lineage: Eukaryota; Metazoa; Arthropoda; Insecta; Hemiptera; Aphididae. The record is from the annotation of a GenBank genome assembly.